This is a messenger RNA of Gongylonema pulchrum, 306 nucleotides long. The record is from the annotation of a GenBank genome assembly. NCBI's taxonomy places the organism in Eukaryota, Metazoa, Nematoda, Chromadorea, Rhabditida, Gongylonematidae.
AUGGAUCCUGCGUGGUCGAAUGCAAAGGGACCGUUUAUGAUGGAGAAUGAACGAAAACGCAUUCUUGUCGUCACGGUUCAGAUUUUCAAGACGGACGGGCAUGCAUGGAAAGAACUAACCGAGUAUUCCGUACCACUACAAGUGUAUCAGGAUAUGAAAGACGGUCAGACGAAGUUGGCUGCUUAUGAUGGCGAUAAUGCCAUUUUUGAAGGCAUUUUGUUCGCGUCGCAGCUGCACAUAAGAUGUCAGGCCAAGAGCAUACGCAAGGAUUUACGCCGAUCAGCAGCAAAUAAUACGCUUCCGUGA